This is a messenger RNA of Cyprinodon variegatus (sheepshead minnow), 1090 nucleotides long. RefSeq names its product olfactory receptor 1N2-like. Gene Ontology annotation, molecular function: G protein-coupled receptor activity. The coding region runs from base 74 to 1042 and encodes 322 amino acids. The record is from RefSeq and is a predicted model, not a curated record. Gene Ontology annotation, cellular component: membrane. The transcript is spliced from 3 exons. Gene Ontology annotation, biological process: G protein-coupled receptor signaling pathway. NCBI's taxonomy places the organism in Eukaryota, Metazoa, Chordata, Actinopteri, Cyprinodontiformes, Cyprinodontidae.
UGGACAAAUAGAUCCAACAGUGAUACAUCUGAGAAUUUUCUGUUUUAAUAAACAAGAAUAUUUGAGCUCCCAGAUGAAUUCCUCAUCUUUGAACUUCAACAUGUCCAGGGCCCUGACUUACAGAGAUUCUCCAGGCACUGCUGUGGCAAAGAAUGUGCUCAUUAUGGCUCUGGGCAUUUCCAUCAACUAUAUCAAUGGAACACUGAUUCACACCUUCAGAAAACACCAAAUAUUUUACAUGAAUCCUCGUUACAUCCUUUUCAUCCAUCUGGUGGUAAAUGAUAUGAUCCAGUUGACUGCAUCAAUCAGCCUAUUUGUCAUUAGUUACGUCUUCUACAAAAUCAACGCCUCCUUCUGUUGCUUUAUCGUAACCUUUGCUGUUUUCACCACUGUCAAUACUCCUUUAAAUUUAGCCCUGAUGGCGGUGGAGUGCUACAUUGCUGUUUGUUUCCCGUUGCAACAUGCUGAACUCUGCACCAUAAAACGAACGUAUUUUCUCAUAGGUUGUAUUUGGGUUUUGAGCGCAGCAUCGAUUUUACCAGACAUAUUUAUUAUCCUUGCAACAGAGCCUCUAUGGUUAUUUCACGCCACAAUAUUUUGCCAAAGAGACAACCUGUUCCGACGCCCAAUAAAUAUACAAAAAAGGGAUGUUUCUCAUAUCAUUUUUUUAACUGGAGUUUGGUUCACCCUUUUCUUUACCUACUUCAGGAUAUUUUUUGUUGCUCAAGCUGCUAACUCAGCCAAAGGAAAAGCAAAAAGUGCCAGAAAUACCAUCCUGCUUCAUGGAGUUCAGCUGCUUUUGUGUAUGCUAACAUAUGUAGCUCCUUUGGCACAAAAGAUUUUUUUGUUCCUGGCUCCUGCAUAUUCUGUCCAGAUCCUUUUUGUUUUGUACAUAUUGAUCCAGAUUCUGCCCAGGUUGGUCAGUCCUAUUGUGUAUGGGCUACGAGACUGCACAUUCAAACAGUACUUGGGGAAGUAUUUUCUGUGUACUGUUAGAGCAGCCAAUAAACUGCAUCCAUCAGCGAAGCUUUCAGUAUCCUGAAUUGGAUCAUUAUAAAGCACGUGGUUUCCUGUCCUGUACUUAGAUAAA